AUGCUGUAUGAAGAUAUGCUGCUCGGCCGCUACGUAGAGGACGCCUGUGCUCGACUGUACUAUCGGGGAAAAACUGCCGGGUUUGUUCAUCUGUACACUGGACAGGAGGCGGUGAGCAGCGGUGUGCUGAAGCUGCUGCGGAAGGACGAUGCAGUUGCCUCAACGUACAGAGACCACGUCCAUGCAACCAGCAAAGGGGUGCCCCCCCGUGAGGUCUUCGCGGAGCUCUUCGGCAAGAAGACGGGAUGCUCUAAGGGUUUCGGCGGCUCCAUGCACAUGUUUUCCAAGGAGUGGAAUCUCUAUGGGGGGUUUGCUUUCAUAGGCGAGCAGAUUCCUGUAGCACUCGGUGUCGCCUUCAGCCAGUUGUACAGACGCCUAGCUGAGCGCGAGCUGCCCGGCGAGAAGGACCAGGUCACUGUCUGCUUUAUGGGCGACGGCACGACCAAUAUGGGGCAGUUCUACGAGGCUAUGAACAUGGCGGCUCUAAUGAAACUUCCGGUGAUCUUCGUUAUCGAGAACAACAACUGGGCCAUCGGCAUGGCGGCGCAGCGCAGCACAGCAGUGCAGGAAAUCCACCAGCGAGGCCCCCCCUUCGGCGUUCCCAGUGUGGAAGUAGACGGCAUGGAUGUCCUGGCUGUACGAGCAGCCGCCCGCCAAGCCAUAGAACGAGCACGCAGGGGGGAGGGACCAUCUCUCAUAGAAGCUCUGACCUACAGAUUCCGAGGGCACUCACUGGCAGACCCGGACGAGCUCCGCUGCACCCACGAGAAGGCGGCAUUUGCAGUGCGCGACCCCAUAAAGCACUUUGAGCAGUACAUGUUGGAAAUGGGGUAUGCAAAUGAAGAAACUUUGGAACUGACACGAAACAAGGUACGAGAUGUUGUGGAGGAGGCCGUACAGUUCGCAGACAGUUCUCCACCACCGGACCCCGCGACUGCAGGCGAUUCGACGUUUGCACCGGCAUACGAGGCAAAGGGCUUUGACCCGCUGACUGACGAGCAGCUUGCGGCUUAUGCUCAAGCCUUGAAGAUUGAACUGGACCGCGAGGCUCGAAAGGCGAAAGGGGAGCGGGCGGUACCGCCCCCAGUUGAAAAUAACCCCAACCCCCCCAUUGUCAUCGAUUGA
Messenger RNA from Eimeria maxima, 1125 nucleotides. Its product is annotated as pyruvate dehydrogenase, putative. Gene Ontology annotation, molecular function: pyruvate dehydrogenase (acetyl-transferring) activity. Gene Ontology annotation, biological process: pyruvate decarboxylation to acetyl-CoA. The record is from RefSeq and is a predicted model, not a curated record. Gene Ontology annotation, cellular component: intracellular membrane-bounded organelle. The coding region runs from base 1 to 1125 and encodes 374 amino acids. NCBI's taxonomy places the organism in Eukaryota, Apicomplexa, Conoidasida, Eucoccidiorida, Eimeriidae. The transcript has 5 exons.